Molecule: messenger RNA, 1769 nt
Organism: Dendronephthya gigantea
Lineage: Eukaryota; Metazoa; Cnidaria; Anthozoa; Malacalcyonacea; Nephtheidae
Product: probable D-lactate dehydrogenase, mitochondrial
Exons: 12
Coding region: 113-1573 (486 amino acids)
Biological process (GO): lactate catabolic process
Cellular component (GO): mitochondrion
Molecular function (GO): D-lactate dehydrogenase (NAD+) activity; FAD binding; D-lactate dehydrogenase (cytochrome) activity
Source: RefSeq, a predicted model, not a curated record
UCGAACACUACUGGCAAUAUAAAGCAGUUAUUCAGGCCAGGCUGAAAGUUGAUGUAUAUUUUCAGAACUUACCAUCAAUCAACACAUUGAAGGCAGGAUUGUAAAGCGAGCUAUGGCGAGAUAUUUUAAACAUAGCUUCAGAAAUCUUUCCAGAUUAAGUCUAUGUCGAUGGUAUUCACAGAGUCAGAAGGUUGAAGGAAUGAUUGAUCAACUCACUUCAAUUGUCGGCCCGAAAAACAUCUCCAGCUCACAAGCAGUCAGAGAGCAACAUGGAAAGGACGAAUCACAUCACAGUAUUCAGUCACCUGACCUCGUGGUAUGGCCUGGCAGCACAGAGGAGGUCAGCGGUGUUGCAAGGUUGUGUAACCAACACAAAGUUGCGAUGAUACCGUUUGGGACUGGGACAGGCGUGGAAGGCGGUGUUGUCGCGUCUGAGGGUGGUGUUUGUAUUGAUCUUACAAGAAUGGACGAAGUAACGAGUGAGAAUCAUGCUGAUAUGGACGUGACCGUCGAGCCUGGGGUCACCAGAAAAUAUUUAAAUACAUAUCUCAGAGAUUCUGGUCUCUGGUUCCCUGUUGAUCCAGGCGCUGAUGCAUCGUUGUGUGGUAUGGCAGCGACCGGCGCGUCUGGGACGAAUGCUGUGAGGUAUGGAACAAUGAAACACAAUGUUUUGAACCUUGAAGUUGUCUUGGCUGAUGGGACGAUUGUGGACACCGCAGGACAUGGGAGACGUGCAAGAAAAAGUUCGGCAGGUUAUAACUUGACAAAUCUAUUCGUUGGUUCCGAAGGAACUCUUGGAAUCAUUACAAAAGCAACUCUGAAGGUGUUUGGGAUCCCGGAAUCGGCUUUGUCUGCUGUGUGUUGCUUUGAAAACAUCAAAUCUGCCGUUGAUAGCGUGGUGGAAAUCAUGUCAUUUGGUAUUCCCAUUGCAAGGAUAGAAUUACUCGACGAAGUGAUGAUGGACGCGUUCAACAAAUAUUCAAAUGAACUCAGCUAUAAAGUCGCACCGAGUCUUUUUCUGGAGUUCCACGGAGGACAGGAGGAGAUUGAACGUCAAGGAAAAAUGACAGGUGAGAUUGUCCAGAGUAAUGGAGGCUCUGAUUUCGUGUGGUCUACAGACGCCGAGGAAAGAAAUAAAUUAUGGCAAGCGAGACAUGAAGUAUUAUACGCCGGGCUUAAUUUAAGACCAGGAUGCAAGGGCUUAACAACCGAUGUUUGUGUUCCUAUAUCAAGUCUGCCUGAGAUUAUUACGAAAACGAAAGAGGACAUUAAAGAACUUUCAUUGAUUGCACCAUUGGUGGGCCAUGUUGGAGAUGGAAAUUUUCAUCUUCUGGUUUUGUUUGAUCCAAAUGACGAGGAGGAGACGUCCCGAGCAAAUGAUCUUAGCAAAAGAGUAGCCAGACACGCUCUAUCGUUACAUGGUACGUGCACUGGGGAACAUGGUAUUGGAAUGGGAAAAAUAGGAUUACUGGAAGAGGAAUUUGGAAGUUCAGGUAUUGGAGUGAUGAAGAGCAUUAAGAAAACUCUUGAUCCAAAUAACAUCAUGAAUCCUGGGAAAAUAUUUCAGCUUUGAAGCAUUUCUGGCGUAUCUUAUUGCCAUAUUAUCUUCACAAAAAUAUUUGUGAAGUAAAUACUACGCUAAAUACUCCGACAUUUGAUGUUACUAUUUUAAAAAAAUAAACAUUUGUAAACUUUAAACAUUGUAACAAAUCCCAAUAGAAAUGUUGGUUUUGUAUCAAAUUUUUUUCCGUAUUUUGAAAUUAUAUUCA